UCUACAAAGCUUAAUGGUAUUUUCUGAUUUGUAUUAAGCAUAGUGGUAUUUUCUGGUGUUGACUAAACUGAGUUAUAUUUCCUUAUUUUGACUGAGCGUAAUGGUAUUUGUUGGUUUUGUCGAAGUAAGUGGUACAUCAUGGUUUUGACAAAGUUAGUGGUAUAUCCUGAACUGAACAAAGUUAGUGGUAUAUCCUGGAUUUGAAGACGUUAGUGGAAAAUCCUGGUUUUGAUUCAGCUUAGUUUAAUUCUUGAUUUUGAUUAAAAACAGUAGUACUUCUUGGUUUUCACCAAGCUUGGUGCUUUUUCCUGGUUUUGACGAAACACCGUGCAGGACACGUCAAUAAAGAUCAGUCCCGUAUACUGCGGACCGAACCGGAACGCAUCAACUGACGCCUCCUGGUGGAAGAUGCACGACACGGCACGAUGUGGACGUUGACGCCCCGAUGUUUGCCGCCAUCACUCAACCACGUCGUCCUCCGAUGCUGGCUUAUCUUGUGUGUCACAGCAGUUGUACACGUGGUGUGCGACUGUCCCCAGGACGUCACUCUGCAGGCGUACGGUUGUUUCACGUCGUACAGCACCGAGCUACAGAACAUGUACAAGUCCAGACAUAAACUCUGCUGCGGGGUCAACGUCGAGGUGCUCCGAGCUUUCUGCAGUUCGUACGUCAGUGCAGUCGCGUGCAUCACCAGCCUCAAGUCCCGGUGUCCCAGGGAAAGACAUUCGCAGAUUAACAAGUCCCUGGUCAACUUGCAGGGAUCUGAGAAAGAACUUGCAGAACUGUGUUUUGACGACAAUCUCUAUGAACAAUACGCCAUUCACCAGACGUGUUUCGCUAAUGAGGGUUUCCUUACUGAGCACUGUUUCGAGAGAUUCUUCAACAGCACACUUCGCAUCAUGUCCAGGGUGCGUCACGGAUCCAUGUACGACCUUUGCAGUAAUAUGAGAAAAAUCAUGGACUGUGUAAAACCUAACAUUCUAAUGAAGUGCGGACCAGUAGCCGAGGGACUGGUGGACAAGCUUAUUAAACCGAUGGUUCGACGAAGCAGUGAGUGCGACUACGAGAGCCUUGACGACUAUCCACCAACACAGCGAUUAAGCUUUCCUCGGCAGUCUACACCAAAACCGACGCUACCUGUAUAUUCAGUUAAACGGCACCGACUAGUCAUAACAGACAAAACCGCUUUGUAUCAUGGCAGGUCUUCUUGUGCCACGUCAUACAACUUUAGCAUUUUAUGCGUAUUAGUAUAUGUCACAAAACUUCUAAAUUCAGCAAGCUGAUUGGCAAUACAGGCCAAUGUUGGCGCACAUAAAUAUAUAAUUUGAGGGGGAAAAUGUAUACGUGUAUGUAACUGGAAUGGGUAAAAAUAAAUCACCCUGUUUGGAGCAUCAAAGACAAGGUGGUUGAGUACAAUUAUUUUAAGAUCAAGUGGACACAUCAAAGACAAGGUGGUUGAGUACAAUUAUUUUAAGAUCAAGUGGACACGUCAAAGACAAGGUGGUUCAGUACAAUUUAAGAUCAAGUGGACACCACCGAGAGCGAGUAUAGGAUUUCCAAGAUGCAGGAGACUAAAAAGGGCCCCAUGGACGUGCGAGGUUCGCCGGGUCUUUCUACAUUUAACAGUUCAAAUGUCAGUGCUUUAAUGACACACUAACUAGAAAACAAGAGAUCUCUCAUCUCGAGAGGGGUGGACCCACAUAUCAUCCCUUAAGGUCCGUCUCUGAUAACGUGGAUGAUGUGUGUGGUGUUUGAUGUGUACCUGUGAGAAGUAAACAGGGUCUAUAUGUAGGCCUGUUUCAAUUCUCUCCAAUUGUUUAUAAACCUGGGACCUAAUUCACAAAGGUCUCUUAGGCUCUGCUAGACAACAAAGCAUCCUCUUUACAAGUCGUUUAGCAUUGCAAUGCGACAUUGCAGUUGCGAGA
Molecule: messenger RNA, 1925 nt
Organism: Gigantopelta aegis
Lineage: Eukaryota; Metazoa; Mollusca; Gastropoda; Neomphalida; Peltospiridae
Exons: 6
Coding region: 426-1283 (285 amino acids)
Source: RefSeq, a predicted model, not a curated record